Heterobasidion irregulare TC 32-1 is the source of this 972-nucleotide messenger RNA. RefSeq names its product putative pore-forming cytolysin. The transcript has 6 exons. The record is from RefSeq and is a predicted model, not a curated record. Bases 29 to 817 code for a protein of 262 amino acids. NCBI's taxonomy places the organism in Eukaryota, Fungi, Basidiomycota, Agaricomycetes, Russulales, Bondarzewiaceae.
CACAACCUCUCAGCAUCUACUUAGCACCAUGUCGACUAAAACCACUUUUGAAGACCUCGCCAAACUCGGCUGGUAUAAGCAGCAGAUCUUUGGACGUGCCAAUGCCAAACGCGGCGGUACCAUGGGGUCCGCCGACCACCUCCAUCUCAACGAUAGUUUCGCCGAUAAAUGGUCAUGGCAUUGCUACAAUACAACUUUUGGUGACCUUCACAAAAUCGGUGAACGCCCCCAGACCGCCAAAGACGAUACCGUCGUCUGGUCGUACGACAACUCUAACAGUGAUCUCCCCUUCCCGCACACCCACCGGGAGACCUACGAAGAGACUACGACCGUCACCGCGACGAUCUCCAAGUCGGCUGAAGUCAAGAUCAGCCAAUCAUUCACCAUUGAGGCGAUUGCUAGUUCGAGCCUUGACAUCACCAUCAAAGCCGAUUCAACUAAUACGACAACCAAAGAGGAAAAAAGAUCGCAUGAGGAAAGCUGGAAUAUUACUAUCCCUCCUGGUUACAAAUUGGAGUUAAUCCGGACUAGGACUGAUUUUUCUUCCACCGCAGAGUAUGAAAUUGAUGUCGGAAUCAACGGAUUGAUUGGGACUCAGGGCGAGUUGUACAACGAACACUACUUCUGGGCAUACGAUAUCAAUCGGCUUCUGGGUUCCCCUCGUGGUUCGCUCAGGAUCCGUGGCACGUCUCGCAAGACGAGCUACACGUUCACCCAGAAGACUGAAUCGCCCAAAGGUGAAAUCCAUUUGUAUACGCUUGGGAUCCAGGAGGACGGCGACCAGCCCAGGGCUCUCAUACUCGCCGCGUCGGAGUAGAGGUAGAUUUCUUGAAGCUUCGUUUUGAAGGUUGAACGCAGUCUCUGUUCUCAAGGAUAUGAUGUGUUUCUGAUACGAUAUGAUUCCGCAUGUUGCGAUGUGUUCGGAUACAUUGUCGAUAGCUUCGAGAGAAUGUGUACAAUUUUUGAUGCCGG